Messenger RNA from Tripterygium wilfordii, 5050 nucleotides. RefSeq names its product regulatory-associated protein of TOR 1-like. Lineage: Eukaryota; Viridiplantae; Streptophyta; Magnoliopsida; Celastrales; Celastraceae. The transcript has 23 exons. The coding region runs from base 495 to 4592 and encodes 1365 amino acids. The record is from RefSeq and is a predicted model, not a curated record. Gene Ontology annotation, biological process: positive regulation of protein serine/threonine kinase activity; TOR signaling; cellular response to amino acid stimulus. Gene Ontology annotation, molecular function: protein-macromolecule adaptor activity; protein binding. Gene Ontology annotation, cellular component: cytoplasm; TORC1 complex.
CAGAGACACUGAGACAAGCAUAACGCACUCUCUCGCUCUACUCUCUCACAAACAAAAUCCUAUUUUCUUCGGCCCCGAACCCCUCUUUUGGUAUUUCCCCUUUCCUUUUCUGUUUGGACCGCCACUGUUAUAUGCGCCUCCACCACCGCCAACCCCGUCACCUACGCCGCCUCGACAGCCAUCACCCUCGUCCCUCUCGAGAGCUAGUAUUUCUACUGCCUUUUAGAAUCUCGCUCGCCUCUUCUCCUGUUCUCAUCCGAGCUGGAUUCUCUUUCUUACUUCCUCUGCAUCUCUAUGCGCCGCUGGUUCAGCGGCUUCGUUGAUUAGCCUCGUUGGGCCAUUUUCUCUCUAUUGAGAUCAUAAAACACACCGUUUCGAGACCUAGGGUUUUGUAGUUCCAGUUUCACGUGCCAUGGUAUCUCGAUUAGGGCAAGCGGAUUGAUUGCUUGGCUGUUAUUUUAUAUUUGGUAAAUUUGGAGGGUUUUUCAAUUUGAAUGGCAUUGGGGGAUUUGAUGGAUUCGAGGUUCCCGCAAUCUUCUGUGGUGUUAGGGGUUCCGAACCACAUCUAUAACGAUUGUAACGGUCCGGCCAAUGAUGACGGUGACCAGCUUUCCUCGCAGCGGAGGGAUUCUGAGAGCGCAAGUAGUAGCUACGGCGGCAAUGCUGCGACUGCAACGAGUUUGGCUUACCUUCCCCAGACUAUUGUGCUCUGUGAGCUCAGACAUGACGCCUUCGAAGAUGGUGUAUCUACGGGCCCUUCUGAUAGUGGCCUCGUCUCUAAAUGGCGGCCUAAGGACCGAAUGAAGACAGGAUGUGUAGCUCUAGUGUUGUGUUUAAACAUUAGUGUCGAUCCGCCCGAUGUCAUAAAGAUAUCUCCUUGUGCCAGAAUGGAGUGCUGGAUAGAUCCAUUUUCAAUGGCACCUCAAAAGGCACUUGAAACAAUUGGAAAAAACUUGAAACAACAGUAUGAAAGGUGGCAACCCAGGGCUCAUUACAGGGUUCAACUUGACCCUACCGUGGAUGAAGUGAAGAAACUUUGCAAUACAUGUCGCAGACUUGCUAAGUCAGAGAGGGUCCUGUUUCAUUAUAAUGGACAUGGGGUCCCCAAGCCUACUACCAACAGUGAAAUCUGGCUGUUCAAUAAAAGCUAUACACAGUAUAUCCCCUUACCGAUCAGCGACCUUGAUUCCUGGUUGAAGACUCCAUCGAUAUAUGUUUUUGACUGCUCUUCUGCUGGGAUGGUCGUCAAUGCCUUCCUAGAGCUUCAUGAUUGGAGUGCUUCUAACUCUGCCGGAUCAACAAGGGAUUGCAUUCUGCUUGCAUCAUGCGAAGCACAUGAGACUCUUCCUCAAAGUGUUGAGUUUCCUGCUGAUGUGUUUACUUCUUGCCUCACUACACCGAUCAAGAUGGCUUUGAGAUGGUUCUGCACACGGUCAUUACUGCACGAGACCCUUGACUAUUCCCUAAUAGAUAAAAUUCCGGGUCUGCAAACUGAUCGUAGAACGCUUUUGGGAGAGUUGAAUUGGAUCUUUACGGCAGUGACAGACACAAUUGCCUGGAAUGUUCUUCCACAUGAUCUUUUUCAGCGACUAUUCAGACAAGAUCUAUUAGUCGCCAGUCUGUUCAGAAAUUUCUUACUUGCGGAGAGGAUUAUGCGAUCUGCAAAUUGUUCCCCAAUUUCUCAUCCAAUGUUGCCUCCAACCCAUCAGCAUCAUAUGUGGGAUGCCUGGGACAUGGCUGCUGAAAUUUGCCUCUCUCAGUUACCGGCAUUUGUUGAAGACCCUAACGCAGAGUUCCAGCCAAGUCCCUUUUUCACUGAACAGCUGACAGCUUUUGAGGUAUGGCUGGACCAUGGGUCUGAGCUUAAGAAGCCACCAGAGCAAUUGCCAAUUGUUCUUCAGGUUUUGCUAAGCCAAUGCCAUCGCUUCCGGGCACUUGUUCUUCUUGGGAGAUUUCUUGAUAUGGGUCCCUGGGCUGUGGAUCUGGCCUUGUCUGUUGGAAUAUUUCCAUAUGUUCUUAAGCUUUUGCAAACAACGACACCGGAACUUCGGCAAAUUCUGGUAUUCAUAUGGACAAAGAUUCUGGCACUUGAUAAGUCAUGUCAGGUUGAUCUUGUAAAGGAUGGGGGCCAUACAUAUUUUAUAAGGUUUCUUGAUAGCACUGAAGCGUAUCCAGAACAACGUGCAAUGGCUGCGUUUGUUUUGGCUGUCAUUGUGGAUGGGCACAGACGGGGUCAGGAAGCCUGUAUUGAAGCUGGUUUAAUUCAUGUUUGCUUGAAGCAUCUUCAGAGUUCAAUUCCUAAUGAUGGACAGACUGAGCCCCUUUUCCUUCAGUGGCUUUGCCUCUGUCUGGGUAAGCUGUGGGAGGAUUUCAUUAAGGCACAAAUAAUAGGUUUGCAGGCAGAUGCUCCAGCCAUUUAUGCCUCUCUGCUGUCUGAGCCCCAACCAGAGGUUAGGGCUUCUGCAAUUUUUGCAUUAGGUACAUUACUUGACAUAGGGGAUGAUCCAUGCAGAGAUGGUGUUGGAGGUGAUGAAGAAUGUGAUGAUGAUGAUGAAAAAAUUAGAGCUGAAACUAUUAUCAUUAAAAACCUUUUAAAUGUUGUUUCUGAUGGUAGUCCUCUGGUCAGAGCCGAAGUUGUUGUAGCUCUUGCACGCUUUGCAUUUAGCCACAAGCAGCAUCUCAAGUCAGUUGCUGCAACAUAUUGCAAACCACAACCCAACUCUCUACUGAGUUCAUUACCUUCCUUGGCUCAUAUAAAAGGUACAGGUAGUGGAUGUGCUCUGCCCCACAUGAGUAUUGUUCCAUCUCAAAUUGGUCCUUUGAUGCGAGUUGGCAAUGACAAUCCAUCAUUGGCUCGAGAUGGAAGUGUCUCCACCAGCAGCCCUUUAGCUGCACCUGCAAUUAUGCAUGGAUCACCGUUGUCUGAUGAUUCAUCUCAACAUUCUGAUUCUGGAAUUCUUAAUGAUGGCAUCAGCAAUGGCGUUGUCAACCAUUCAAGGCCGAAACCCCUAUAUAGUGCAAUGUAUUCGCAAUGUGUACUUGCUAUGUGUACAUUGGCCAAGGAUCCAUCUCCUCGGAUAGCAAGCCUUGGCCAGAGAGUGCUGUCAAUUAUUGGGAUUGAACAAGUGGUGACAAGACCUUCAAAUUCCACUUCAAGUAGUUUUCGUCCUGGUGAAACCACAGCAGCUCCAGCAACUUCUAGUCUUGCUGGCCUUGCUCGUUCAUCUUCGUGGUUUGACAUGAAUGCAGGUCAUCUGCCUUUAACGUUUAGAACCCCUCCUGUCAGUCCUCCAAGGCCGAGUCACUUAACAGGAAUACGUAGAGUAUACUCUUUAGAGUUCAGGCCGCAUUUGAUGAAUUCUCCAGACUCAGGCUUGGCUGAUCCACUCUUGGGUUCUGGAGGAUCUUCUGGGAUUUCUGGACAGAGCUUGCUUCCACAGUCGAGCAUUUACAAUUGGAGUUGUGCGCACUUCUCAAAGCCACUUCUUACUGCAGCAGAUGAUAGUGAAGAGAUACUAGCAAGAAGAGAAGAGAGGGAAAAAAUUUCUAUGGAGCACAUUUCGAAAUGUCAACACUCUUCCGUUAACAAGCUUAAUAAUCAAAUUGCUAGCUGGGAUACAAAGUUUGAAACGGGUACUAAAGCGGCCGUGAUGCAACCUUUCUCUCCUAUUGUGAUUGCUGCUGAUGAAAAUGAACGUAUCAGGGUAUGGAAUUAUGAGGAAGCUGCCCCUCUCAACAGUUUUGAGAAUCAUGAUUAUCCCGAGAAAGGAAUUUCUAAGCUCUGCCUUUUGAAUGAGCUUGAUGAAAGCUUGCUUCUGGUUGCUUCAUGUAACGGAAAUAUUAGGAUUUGGAAAGACUAUAGUCUGAAGGGUAAACAAAAGCUUGUUACUGCAUUUUCUUCAAUUCAAGGUUAUAAACCUGGUGUGCGAAGUGUGAAUGCAGUCGUGGACUGGCAACAGCAGUCUGGAUAUAUGUAUGCUUCUGGUGAGGUAUCAUCCAUCAUGGUGUGGGACCUGGACAAAGAGCAGCUUGCUCAUUCUAUUCCUUCAUCCUCAGAAUGCAGCUUGUCAGCACUGUGUGCUUCUCAAGUUCAUGGUGGUCAGUUCGCUGCUGGUUUCAUGGAUGGUUCUGUCAGACUUUAUGAUGUCCGGACACCUGAAAUGCUUGUUUGUGCAACUCGGCCGCACACUCAGAAGGUAGAAAGAGUUGUGGGGAUUGGCUUUCAACCUGGACUUGAUCCCGCCAAGAUUGUCAGUGCAUCUCAGGCUGGUGAUAUUCAGCUCCUUGAUCUGAGAAAUAAGAGGGAUGCCUACCUCACAUUCACAAUAGAAGCUCACAGGGGUUCACUCACAGCCUUAGCUGUCCACAGACAUGCUCCCAUCAUUGCCAGUGGCUCAGCCAAACAACUAAUCAAAGUUUUCAAUCUAGAGGGUGAUCAACUAGGCACCAUUAGGUACUUAUCAACUUUCAUGGCACAGAAAAUUGGUUCUGUUAGCUGCCUGGCCUUCCAUCCCUACCAAAUACGACUGGCUGCUGGUGCUGCUGAUUCAUGUCUAUCAAUCUACGCUGACGACAACUCUCAAGCUAGAUGAAUUAAUAUUUGCUCAUAUUUAAAGAAGCAAAAGCGCGUCGAAAUUCGUCGAGAUUCCGUUGUUGGUGCAGAUCCAUGGGUGCUCUUCGAUCCAGUGUGAUUGAUUCUACUGGCCUGAUUCAUCUUUCCUGUGAAUAGAUGUGAGAAAAAAAAACGGUGGGAAGAAUUUGUAUGCUACAUAUUCAUUAGCCUCCAUUAUAAAGGGGCACUAUACACCAGUGGGAAGAAUUCCUGCGUAUUUGUUGAUGGGGGCUUAGGCAAAUAGUUUGGUAUGUAGGUAAAUGUGUGUAAAUAUCUCGAUUUUUUUCUUUCAAUUUCCUCCUCUUUUUCUUAUCUAUAUCCCUUUUCUUUUGGGGGGCGUGUUCGUUAUUCCCUUCUCCCCUUUUGUUCAUUUGUAAAAGCAGCACACUCGGGUCAAUUAUCAUAAUUUCAGUGGUGAAGAUGUGGAUAUGGAUGAUA